CCACCUCCUCCUCUGUCUUAUUGAACAUGACACCUUCAUCUUCCUCGAUAACAUCCAUAGCUAAAAACACUCAAAUUUUGUUCCAAAGAAAUCAAUAUAUCCAUACUUUACUGUUAAUAAUAACUGAUCCAGAACAGCCAUUGGAGGAGAUUAGAAGAGGGUGUAGUUUAACCAGAAAUGAGCAAACAAGAUGGCCAAAGAAGAAGCUCACAUCACGUUCAGAACCAAUACAGAAGAUGUCAUUUCUGAUAGUUACUACUGGUAAAACGCAACAGUUUAUGGGAAGUUAUUAACCAAAAGAUAAGAAAAAGGAAAAAAGAAACUUUUAUUUUUUGAAAACCAUAUUCCCAAUAUGCAGAACCAUCUUCUCAAUUAAGAAAAAAACCAGAGAAGGAAAAAAAUAAUAAUAGAAUAACAGAAGGAGGCUCUUGGAUCCAGAUCCCUCUCUCUCUCUUAUUUUCUUUUUUCUUGGUCUCUGUUUGUUUUCUCCUAUAAACAAAACAUGGGUUUCCACCCUCUACAAUCCCAAAACAGAUCAUUCUGUUUUUUAUGUUCUCAAGAAGAACAAUGACUGCAACUCUAAGGAAUCUCUUUCUUCCUCCUCAUUUCUUCUCCUUAGGCUUGAUUUUUUCUGUGACAUCUCUUCUCUUUUCUUCUUGUUACUCCAUUGAUGAACAGGGUAGAGCUCUUCUUACAUGGAAGGACAGUCUAACCAGCUCCACCGAUGCUUUGCGGUCGUGGAAGCCCGAGGAAGAAACACCAUGUUUAUGGUUCGGAAUUAUCUGCGAUUCGAAGGGGGAGGUGGUGGAGAUAAAGUUAAUAGUAGUGGAUUUGCAAGGUACUUUGCCUUCAAAUUUUCAGUCUCUCAAGCUUUUGAGGAGCCUUUCCAUCUCUUCGACCAAUAUUUCCGGGACGAUUCCGAAAGAGUUUGGAGAUUAUAAUGAGCUCAGCUUCAUUGAUCUCAGCGACAAUCACCUUUCGGGCGAAAUGCCAGAAGAGAUUUGCAAGCUGAGCAAGCUGCAGGAGUUGUAUCUUAAUGGCAAUGCUUUUGAAGGGAUUAUACCUUUGGAGAUUGGAAAUCUUUCAAACCUUGUGUCUCUCACACUCUUUGACAAUAACCUCAGUGGGGAGAUUCCAAAAAGCAUUGGAAGGUUGGAAAAGCUUCAAAUUUUCAGAGCUGGAGGGAACAAAAAUCUCAAGGGUGAAUUGCCAAUGGAGAUUGGAAACUGCAGCAGUUUAGUCAUGUUAGGCAUAGCCGAAACCAAAAUCUCCGGGAGGCUUCCGUCGACGAUUGGGAUGCUGAAAAGAAUCCAAACCAUAGCCAUUUAUUCAUCCCGGCUCUCCGGUCCAAUCCCAGAAGAGAUUGGAAACUGUAGUGAGUUGCAGAGUCUUUACCUGUAUCAGAAUACUCUUUCUGGGCUGAUACCGAGACAACUCGGGGAGCUGAGAAAUCUUCAAAGUGUCCUUCUAUGGCAGAACAACUUGGAGGGUGAAAUUCCGGAUGAACUUGAGAACUGCAAGGAGCUCCUAGUCCUUGACUUUUCAGAAAAUCUUCUAACUGGAAGCAUACCAAAAAGUCUUGGAGGACUUUCAAAUCUUCAAGAGCUUCAACUGAGUAUUAAUCAGCUCUCUGGUACAAUACCUUCUGAAAUCUCUAAUUGUUUGGCUUUGUCUCACCUGGAGAUCGACAACAACAUGAUUUCAGGCGAGAUACCCACUGCCAUUGGCAACCUAAAGAACUUGACUAUAUUUUUUGCCUGGCAAAACAAUCUAACAGGAAGUAUUCCCAACACUCUCUCAGACUGCCAGAAUCUCCAGGCUCUCGAUCUCUCUUUUAACAACUUGGUCGGUCCAAUACCGAAACAGAUUUUCGGGUUGAAGAAUCUCACCAAGAUUCUUCUUAUUUCGAAUAAUCUGUCCGGGUUUAUUCCACCUGAUAUAGGAAACUGUACGAAUCUGUACAGGUUAAGACUGAAUGAGAACAGGAUCGGAGGUACUAUUCCAUCAGAGAUUGGCCAUCUGAAGAACUUGAAUUUCUUUGACAUGGGUGAAAACCUUCUUGUUGGAAGAAUUCCUCCAUCGUUAUCAGAAUGUGAAAAUCUCGAGCUUCUCGACCUCCAUUCCAAUGGGCUCACUGGUCCUUUGCCAGAUGAUCUGCCAAAGAGCCUACAGAUUUUGGACAUCUCCAACAACAGGUUUAAUGGCCAGGUCCAUCUCAGAAUUGGAGGAUUGAUUGAACUAACAAAACUCAACCUUGGAAAAAACCAACUUUCUGGGAAAAUCCCGGGAGAAAUCGUUUCCUGCAAGAAGCUCCAGUUAUUAGACCUUGGCAACAAUGGCUUCUCUGGGGAGCUCCCAAAGGAAUUGGGUCAAAUUUCUUCCCUCGAAAUAGCUCUUAAUCUAAGUUGCAAUCAAUUUUCAGGUGAAAUCCCAUCAGAAUUCUCUGGUCUCACCAAGCUAGGAAUUCUAGACCUCUCCCACAACAGCCUCUCUGGGAACCUCAGCCUUCUUGUAGGACUUCAAAACCUCGUCUCUCUAAACGUCUCCUACAACGACUUCGUCGGUGAAUUGCCCGACAAACCUUUCUUUCAGAAGCUCCCUCUCAGCAACAUUGCCGGAAACAAAGGCCUUUACAUAUCAGGUGGGCUUCCUGCAGACAAUGUGGUAUCCAACAGCAGAAGCAGAGGAGCCAUGAAGGUGGCGAUGCCAAUCCUGAUCAGCACCAGUGCAGUGCUGAUCCUUCUAGCAAUUUACAUGCUAAUCCGCACCCAUAUCGCCAAUUCCAGACUUCUCUCAGAAGGGGAAAACUGGGAAAUAACUUUGUACCAAAAGCUCGAGUUUCCAAUCGACGACAUCAUCCGAAACUUAACUUCAUCCAAUGUCAUUGGUACCGGAAGCUCCGGCGUUGUGUACAGAGUCACAACCCCAAGUGGGGGAACAAUGGCAGUGAAGAAAAUGUGGUCGAAUGAAGAUUCAGGAGCCUUCAGUUCAGAAAUCCAAACUCUGGGUUCAAUUCGACACAAGAACAUAAUCAGGCUUCUGGGUUGGGGAUCCAACAGGAAUUUGAAGCUCCUGUUCUAUGAUUAUCUCCCAAAUGGAAGCUUGAGCUCCCUUCUCCAUGGCGCAGGAAAGGGAGGAGCAGAAUGGGAGGUCAGAUACAAAAUUCUCUUAGGGGUGGCUCAUGCUCUCGCAUAUCUCCACCACGACUGUCUUCCUCCAAUCUUACAUGGCGAUGUGAAGGCCAUGAAUGUGCUGCUCGGUCAUGGCUUGCAACCUUACCUCGCCGACUUUGGGCUGGCCAGAAUCGUGAGUAUAAACAGCGAUGAAGACGGUUCAGGGAAGCCAUUGCAGAGACCACCUCAUCUUGCUGGUUCUUACGGCUACAUGGCCCCGGAGCUUGGGUCGACGCAGAGAAUCACAGAGAAGAGCGAUGUGUACAGCUUCGGAGUGGUGAUAAUGGAGGUUCUAACGGGGCGGCACCCGCUGGACCCGACGAUACCCGGAGGAGUGAGUUUGGUGCAAUGGGUCCGCGAUUAUUUGGCCGGAAAGCGAGACCCAGUCGCCAUUUUCGAUUCCAAGCUCAGAGGAAGAGCCGAUCCUGCCAUGCACGAGAUGCUGCAAACCCUAGCCAUCGCGUCGCUCUGUGUCAGCGUCAGGGUCAACGAUCGGCCCACGAUGAAAGAUGUCGUCGCAAUGCUCAAGGAGAUUCGACAUGUCGAAUUUGGUAGGGCCACCGUCGACGGCGCCAAGCCGGGAACGGCGGUGGUGCCGUCGUCGCCUCCGCCGCGGUCGCUGUCGAGGAAGUUUGUGUCCCAAGGAUCUUCCCAGUGCUCCUUUGUGUUCUCUGAUGAUUCAAUCUAACGGUCCAGAAUCAGCUCCUAAAACCCAGUAAAAAAAAAUUCCCUUUUUUUCUUUUUUUUUUUUACCCUUUUUCAACUCAAGAAUCAAGAUGGAAAAAAGGUUUGUAAAUUUGAAAAUAAUCAUUGAUUAACUUAAACAGUUAGUUUAAAAAGAUUAUAUGGCUCUGUCUUUUUUUUUCUUUUUAAUUUUAUCCAAGUUGGAGAGGUGUGAGAAAUGGCUACAUGGAGUAGUUGUAAAUAAUAGACAAAACCCAUAUGAGUCAUUGUU
This is a messenger RNA of Momordica charantia (bitter melon), 4128 nucleotides long. RefSeq names its product Leucine-rich repeat receptor-like protein kinase family protein. NCBI's taxonomy places the organism in Eukaryota, Viridiplantae, Streptophyta, Magnoliopsida, Cucurbitales, Cucurbitaceae. Gene Ontology annotation, molecular function: protein binding; ATP binding; protein kinase activity. Gene Ontology annotation, biological process: protein phosphorylation. The record is from RefSeq and is a predicted model, not a curated record.